GCUGCGGGGAAUAGACGCGAGAGAGAGAGAGAGAGAGAGAGAGAGAAAGAGAGAGCUGAGAUCAUUCGGCCGGCAGCUAGUGUCGAGGUCGAUUCCGACCCAGGUCUCAAGUAAUUAUUACAAUGUCUAGUACAAAGGUUGGAAUGCAAACACAUACUAUGUCGUCUUCAGAGAAAAAGCAAGGAUCAUCCACGGUGAAAUCUGGAUCCGAGUCAAAGCCAAGAAAGAAAAUCUGUUGUGCUUGCCCUGAGACCAAGAAGCUAAGAGAUGAGUGCAUUGUGGAGCAUGGUGAAGAAGCUUGCACGAAAUGGAUUAAUGCUCAUCUUGAGUGCCUUCGUGCAGAGGGCUUCAGUGUUUGAAAUUGAUGAAGUUAAUUUAGUUGAUAUCAAACAGAAAAUGAAAAAGUUUUGGAUUGAUUGUUAGUACAAAAUUUACUAAGGGCCUCUGUUCAUAAUCAUAGAGAAUUUCUUUCAAUGAAAGUAUAGGAAAAAAAAUAUCAUAUUUUUGCUGGCAGUCUCAUCAACCUAUUCAAACUAAUUAAGUUCUUAAUCUGUUGCUUUGUUAUAAAGACAAUAUCCAAAAUGCUUUUACAAGCAGGAAUGCAAGUCCCCAACAUAUUUUGAUUG
Messenger RNA from Macadamia integrifolia, 626 nucleotides. Its product is annotated as cytochrome c oxidase copper chaperone 2-like. Gene Ontology annotation, molecular function: copper ion binding; copper chaperone activity. Bases 123 to 359 code for a protein of 78 amino acids. NCBI's taxonomy places the organism in Eukaryota, Viridiplantae, Streptophyta, Magnoliopsida, Proteales, Proteaceae. The transcript has 2 exons. Gene Ontology annotation, cellular component: mitochondrial intermembrane space. The record is from RefSeq and is a predicted model, not a curated record.